AUGGAUAAAGAGAGAUUCUCAUCUGAUGUCUAUGAUGGGUCUAAGUUUCCUCUGAAAAUCUCACCAGUGAAGUUUGGAGACAGUGGAAGGAAUCAGCCAGUUGUGCUGAACUGUGAGAUAUCGCAGGUGAUUGGCACUGUGACCCUGGCCUGGCUCCGGAUGAAGGGGGGCAGGGGGGAGCUCGUAAAACAGGAGGUCCUGACAGAGAGAUCCCCAAAAACGAUGCUCAACCUCACCCUGCCCAGCCUCACUGAAGACCAGCUACACUGGGCCUGUGUGGUGUUCACAGGGAGCGUGCUCAGAGCACAGGUCCCCCUGCACCUCACACUGCCCAUCAAGCAAGAUGAUGGAAGGCAGCUGGUGAUCAUUUUGGCCUGUAGUGCCGCGGUGUGUGUUGGACUGUUGUUGUUGUUGUGUGGAGGACUGUUGUUUCGUCGUCUGAAAAGAGCAACAGCAGUCGGAGGGAACGGUGAUUCCAGUGCAGCUGACAACAUCUACAGUAAAGUCGCAGAGACACAGAACGAUCAAGCAAACCCAGACACAGCCACAGAGGGGAACCCAGGCACAGCCACAGAGGGGAACGAGAGUGAAGAACUCAAUUACCUGGCCUUCUCCCAGACCGCUCCCCAUCUAAACCCACACAGACAACGGAGGCGGUCUCGUUCUGAACUGGAAGAAAAUGAUAAAGUGGUCUAUGCAAGCAUCAACAACGCGUGAUAUGCUGCAAUCAAAUCGAUCAACGAAACAAAAAGUCCACAUAAAAAACUGCAUCUCAUGUCUGUACAGUGUAAAUCCAUUCGGGAUGGAAGAAGCCAUCGGUAGAAGCCAGAUUUUCCAUGACUUGUUCAUAUGUGAAUUUGCCACCGUUUCAUUCUUUCUUGCUAAAUGAAGCUUUUACGAAAAAGUAAUAAUAUUUGUGUUUGUGUUAAACAUUGUUACAAGCUUUUGCAUUCCACUACAAGGCUAAAGAGAUUUUCUUCAUGUAAAUAUGCACUGUUGUGUAUCAUUGAAAUAAUUUACAUAGGCAAUAUUAAAAAUGAUUCAAUAUCCCACCUACAAAAAAAUAAAAAAUAAGUAAAGCGCAAAUAGCGCAUUGGUUGGUGGAAGCCCAUUUUGUUGUUUACACAACAUGUAAGUAAACGUGCAAUUAGGUGUAAACUUGCGAUAUAGUGUAAAACAAAGUCACGGUUCAUCUUCCAGUUAAGGAAAUUAUUUUCUAAAACAAGCUAAACCACUUAAAACCAUUAGAACCAAUUUUAAACCAAUGAGCUUUAAUUAUUGCAGUUAUACAAUGUUUUGGUGUCGGUCUGCAUAAACACAGGCAGUGUGAGUCAACAAGUCAAUGAGCCUUUUUAAAUGAUAGGAAGGGAUUUACAAUGGUCUUGUAACAAUGAUUUAACACAAAAAUCUUACCGAUUGUACCUUUAACUCGCUUUGUUUCCUCAAAUUGGCGAAUAACUCAUAUCCAGUGAUGGCAAUGUCGAAAUAAAGGUGUACUUGUUUGUGUUGACAACAGAGUUGUACAUUUGAUCGUUUACACCAUAACGUACU
Conger conger (European conger) is the source of this 1551-nucleotide messenger RNA. RefSeq lists its product as uncharacterized. The record is from RefSeq and is a predicted model, not a curated record. The coding region runs from base 1 to 717 and encodes 238 amino acids. Lineage: Eukaryota; Metazoa; Chordata; Actinopteri; Anguilliformes; Congridae. The transcript is spliced from 7 exons.